Molecule: messenger RNA, 297 nt
Organism: Saxophila tyrrhenica
Lineage: Eukaryota; Fungi; Ascomycota; Dothideomycetes; Mycosphaerellales; Extremaceae
Gene: SEM1
Product: 26S proteasome complex subunit
Exons: 3
Coding region: 1-297 (98 amino acids)
Biological process (GO): double-strand break repair via homologous recombination; proteasome assembly; mRNA export from nucleus
Cellular component (GO): proteasome regulatory particle, lid subcomplex; proteasome complex
Source: RefSeq, a predicted model, not a curated record
AUGUCCGGCGCAUCGACAGGCCAGCAAGACACCCGCAAAGCGGUAGUCUCCGACUCCAAAGACGACAGCAAGCCUCUCCAACCCCAGAAGAAUGCCGCGCAACUGGAAGAGGAUGAUGAGUUCGAAGACUUCCCCGUUGAAGACUGGGCAAAGGAAGAGGAGACAGGCGCACAGCAGAGCGGGACGAGCACAACAACACAUCUGUGGGAGGAGAGCUGGGACGAUGAUGAUACCACAGACGACUUUUCUGUGCAGCUGAAGGAGGAGCUGAAGAAGAUGGAAGGGCAGAGGAAAUGA